Molecule: messenger RNA, 1285 nt
Organism: Gavialis gangeticus (Gharial)
Lineage: Eukaryota; Metazoa; Chordata; Crocodylia; Gavialidae
Product: torsin-1A-like
Exons: 5
Coding region: 62-1069 (335 amino acids)
Biological process (GO): protein localization to nucleus; nuclear membrane organization
Cellular component (GO): nuclear envelope; endoplasmic reticulum; endoplasmic reticulum lumen
Molecular function (GO): kinesin binding; ATP hydrolysis activity; ATP binding
Source: RefSeq, a predicted model, not a curated record
UUGUUUUUUUAUCUGUUUUGCUUUUACCUCUAGCUGAGCCAAGCGUGAUUCAGCCCCUGCCAUGAAGCUUCUGAAUGCAGCUGGGUUCUUUGCCCUGGUGCCCACAGUGGUGUUAGCACUGGAGCCCAUCACUACCUCACUUACCAUUGGAGGGGGGGCCGCUGUCAUGUGGCAGCUCCUCUCCCAGGACUCCUGGCUCAAGUGUCACUUCUGGGAGUGUUGCAAUGUGAAGGACAGUCUGGAUAUCCCAGCUUUGAAAAUGGGUCUGAAACGGGAAGUCUUUGGGCAACACCUUGCCACCCAUGUGGUUCUGAAAGCAUUGAGUGCAAAUGCCAAAGUCAAAUGGCCAGCAAAACCCCUGGUGAUGUCUUUUCAUGGCUGGACUGGCACUGGCAAAUCUUUUAUCAGCAAGAUUAUAGCGAAGAACCUGUACCCACUGGAAGAAAUCAGAAGGAGGUUUGUCCACCAGUUUGAUGCAGUUCUUCAUUUUCCACAUGCCGAACAUGUCAAUCGGUACAAGGAGCAGCUGCAGAACUGGAUUCGAGGCAAUGUCAGUGCCUGCCCAAGAUCACUCUUCAUUUUCUCUGAAAUGGACCAGAUGCCACAUGGGCUGAUUGACUCCAUCCUACCAUACCUCAGUCACCAUGGGGAGAUUGAUGGCGUCUAUUAUGGCAAGGCCAUAUUCCUCUUCCUGAACAAUGCAGGAGGGGAUAUGAUAACAGAGGUGGCUCUGGACUACUGGAGGCAGCAGAAAGGAAGAGAAGAAAUUCCCCUGAAGGACCUGCAGUCUUGGAUCUCCCAGGAGGUUUUCAAUAACAGGAAUAGUGGCUUUUGGCAGAGCAAGCUGAUCCAAAGGAACGUGGUGGACUAUUUUGUUCCAUUCCUUCCUCUGGAAUAUACACACGUUCGGGAGUGCGUCCGGGUGGAGCUGCGCUUUCAGGGCCACCAUGAAGAUGAGGACCUCAUCACAGAGAUUGCCUUAGCGAUGGCUGACUAUCCCAGCAAUGAAAGACUCUACUCCAGCAAAGGCUGCAAGACAGUGGCCUCAAAGGUGAACCUGAACAUCUAGAAGGUCUGAGUGCACACAAAUAAAGAGGAAAUGAAAGCUGGGCCCUUUCUCCUUCCCUGACUAACUUCUCAAACUGAAUUCUUUGGGGCAGGGAAAUAUUCCUUAACAUAUUGAGAGCCCCAAGUGAACUUCUUCUUGUAGAUCAAGAAGAUCCUUUUCCUACGUUAGUAGAUGCUGCUGUAUGUGAAUAAAAAUAAAGGUGAUCUAUAUUUUUAA